Molecule: messenger RNA, 2142 nt
Organism: Chara braunii
Lineage: Eukaryota; Viridiplantae; Streptophyta; Charophyceae; Charales; Characeae
Source: the annotation of a GenBank genome assembly
UGGUACUUCCACCCAACCUUACACGAAGGAGGAGGAGGAGAAGAUGGUCUCCAUCCUGCAGCAGAGGAAGGAGAAGAAGGAGCCCAAGAAGAAGGCCCUGCAGGCGGAGCAGGCAGCCAAGCUGAAAAAGAUUGAGGAGGAGAUGGCCAGAGAAAAGGAGAGAUUUAAGAAAGAAGAAGAGGAGAAGUUGAAAGAGGUGGAUGAGGAAGAAGAGGAAGGACCGCCACUGCAAAGGAGGAAUGGGCAGCACAGUGGCAGCAAAGACGAAGAGAUGGAAAAACGGAUUUCGGAGUGGGUCACCAACUUAUCCCUGGGUGAAGAGGAAGAGGUCACUAUGUACAUCCCCAAGGAUGAGCAAGACGCCGCUAUGAAAAGAUGGGAAGCAGAAGAAGAUGUUCUGACGCGGCGGGCGAUGGAGGAUGAACAGAGGAUGGCGUGGAAGCUCGCAAUGAUGAGGGAGAAGAAGAGAAGAGUGGAGGCGGCGAAUGCAGCAGUACAGGAAUUGGAGGAGGUGCAGAAACUGAGUUUACAGUUGACUCCCCAGGUAGAUCUCCAGCGGAAGGUGGAGAUCAUCGCCCAGAGCGUCGAGCGUUUAGCAAAAGUGCAAGAAAAACACUUAGAGUUUAGUCGCAGCCAGGAGAUAUCUGUGCGUUCGAUGCGAACGAGAUUACGAGACUUUGCUCGCGAGUUAGUAGGCGCUGUGGGGUCCGAGGUGAGUCACCGCCUCGAGAAGACUGAGCGUUUUUGUGUCAGCGCCAUCGAAGGCGUCAAGGUGCAAGCUCCCAAGGAGGAGGAGACUCGUCCUCGCAGGGAGCCGGUCAAAGUCAAAUUCCCUGAUUCCUACAGUGGGAAAAGGGAAGAGAACUUUGACAACCGGGAGGCCAACAUCAAAACCUAUGUGCACCUGCAACAGGUCUCCCCAGAUCAGCAUGUCUUGAUUGCCAUCCACGUGCUUAGGGAUGAGGCUGCUAGUUUCACAAGGUCCCUAGUCCGCGCCGCCAAUUGCAAUGAUGAUGCAGUUGCAUACUCAUCAUUCACCCCUCUCGUUGACUUUAUGAAAAUGCUGCGCGAGCGAUUCGUAGAUGUCGCUCGAAGUGUCAAAGCCUCAGAUAGGCUUCAGACCAUCCACUCGCGCCAAUGGAAGAGUGCCAGGGCACUCAAAGGCACAAUGGACGAGCUAGUGGCUGUUCUUGACCAUGGGGUCACUGAGACCCAGUUGGUCAACCUCUUCUACAGGGCUAUGCCCGAGUUGCUGCGUGGCCACUUCUUUACGAAGAGCCAGUACCCUGCUAUGACCUAUGACGCACUUAGCAGGGAGGUGGUCGCGUUUGAGGCGAAGUCUGUGUCAGUUUCCACUUUCUGGCACAAGGACUUAGACAAGGGAAAGAAGUGGAAGGGCCGCACUAUCUCUGGGCAAUUGAAGACUAAGGAUAGUCUUGUCCUAACCUUAGAUGAGGGUAGUGUGGACGAAAUCCCCUACGAUCAGAUCGAGUGGGGGUUGGAGGAAGAGGACAGCGGUGUGGGCCAGGGGAGAUCUUACGCUGCUGUCGCGGCCGGAGGGAGGCCGCAAGGAGGAGGACGAGGCCAGGGCCAAGGGGGCCGGGCCUCAGGGGGAUCAGGGGGUUGGCGGCAGAGGAGGAAACCGCCAAGCGAGAGGAAGGGGUCAAGGUCCCCCGCAAAACCGCCCUAGGAAUAGGUCUCCGUAUAGGGUAGGAGGAUGGCACCCAGGGCUACCGCAGGGUAGGCCUUGGGAAACUUUGGGUCUGGACCAGGGUUUAUAGCAACAACGAUUGGACCAGGGCCAGUGCAAUUUCUGCGGUGACCCGAGCCAUAUCAUCAAAUAUUGUCCUAAGUAUCGAGAGACCCGAACGGCUGCUCAAGGGCCAAAAGGCAGCCGCCGGUACGGGUAGCAACUACCCCUACCACUAGGCCAUGUGGGGAACAUAGCGCUAGCCGGCAGGAGACUCCCACACCACAUGUGCCUAUGGCAGAGGUUGCAGGCCGGUGUCUAGAUGGCUGUCCAGAGACUGCUUGUGUUAGAGUCUCUCUAGACACCUCCCUCACAGGCGUGGUCGAAGAGUUGAAGGAGAGGAUGCCCGCCUGGGCCAAGAUGAGAAAGGAAAAUAAAGGGCAGCUUACAUU